AUGGCAGAUUCAUACACAACCAAGGUCCAGAACCUCCUCACCGUUCUCGGCCGCGUGACAAUGCUGGACGAGACCGAGGUUGUUUUGUCGCUACAGACGGCUUUUCUCACAACAUCAUCAAUGUCAGCUCUCAAGACGUACUUUCAGGCCCCUCCAGCGUCGGGGUCUUGUACAAUCGAUGGUGUGGACCUGACGGACACCAUCGAAUCACUGGGAAAUGCGGCUAUCGCUGCACAGAUCGCAGACUGCUCGCUGGAAUACGGCUUCAGUUCCAUUGCCAAUCGCGACGUGGCAGUAAAGCUCCCUGGUGAAUUGUUCAACACCAUCAUGCCGUGCGUUUUCGGUAACCAUAUCAACGGUCAACUCCACGCAGAUGGCCUGCUUCCACUACAGGUGCUGAGACAGGAUCCCACCUUUGUGACAACCUUCGAGAGCGUUCUCGUCAGUCCACAGUUUGACCCGUUUCGCGGUCAAGGUGACUACUACUACGCAAUGAUGUGCUUGUUCGUCUACGUCUAUCUGAUCAAAGGUCCUGGCUUCGCACUCGACACCACAUUGGAGAUGUCUCCAGCCCUUACCAUCAUUCGAGCAUGGCAGAGCAACCUGACUGCACCAACUACUCCGAACCUCAACUACCUUACUGCACUACAGUUUGAUGUUGUUUUCAACGCAUAUACGCCUAGUGGCAUAUAUUCUCCCACUCGCAAUGCCGAUGCAACGCUACUGGACUUUGCCCAGGCGGUACAAAACGAGGGUUUGAUGACAAUCCCAACGGCAGACGCCUCAACAGGACCUGAACCAGUGCCGACAAACUUUACUGACGGCUCGAUCUUUGCCGGCGUAGACGUUUCCCAGUUCAGUCCGGUCAGCUACAGGCUCUGGAAGAAGUGGAUGGGCACACUUGACGACCAAAGCCCAGGCAAUUUCUGGCGUGCUGGCAUCAUGGCAGCGGCAGCCCAGACCUUGGAGACGAACAAAAGUGACACCAUUCCUUCAGGUGGAGGCGAGCCACCGGUCAUUACCCUGUUUCAUUUUGUCACACAUGGAAAGGACCUUGCAGAUUGGUACAAGAACCAUCAGGAUGAACCCUACAUGAACUCCGACAUCAAUCUGAACAAUACGACGGAAACAACAGAGUCAGGGGCUCAAGCCGAGGGUAAAGCUAUUAUGGGCUGCUUCGUGGCCGGCACAAAGGUCGAAACAUCGAACGGGGCAAUUGCGAUUGAGUACUUGAGAGAGGGCGAUCAAAUCUUGACCCGCGCCGGCGGGGCACAGCAAUGGGGCACCCGCAGUGACGAGGUUGUCGAGAACCCGUCUCCUGCCACCUUGUACGGAUUCAACGGGGAAGCACCUUUCUUCACAGCGGGACACCCGUUCUUCACCGCAACCGGCCUUCGUUCUAUCGAUCCCGAGACUGCCCGCAAGGAGAAUCCCUGGUUGGAAGUUGGCCAGCUCAAGCCUGGACAUGUGCUACUUCGCUUGAACGCAGAGAAGGGGUACGACCGGAAGGUGAUCAAUUCUAUCAACAUGUCUCGAAGCGAUGUUACCAGUGUGUACGGAGUACAUCUCCGGGAAGGGCUCCGGAGUUACCAUGCCAAUGGAUACCUAGUGGCCAUCAAUUACCCGGAGAUCACAGCCGUGUCGAUAACUCGGCAGCUGAAGACCUUCCCUCCGGCCCAAAGAGCUGCAAUAAUUCAGAGUCUUGGUGUGCUGAAGCCUUUGUUCGAGCGCUUUGGCGCUGGGACAGUCAUGGACAAGUUGAUAAAGGAAACCGGCUCUACCUAA
Messenger RNA from Fusarium vanettenii 77-13-4, 1785 nucleotides. RefSeq lists its product as uncharacterized. The transcript is spliced from 2 exons. Bases 1 to 1785 code for a protein of 594 amino acids. Lineage: Eukaryota; Fungi; Ascomycota; Sordariomycetes; Hypocreales; Nectriaceae. The record is from RefSeq and is a predicted model, not a curated record.